UAUUAUUAUAUUAUAUAAGAACUAUAAAAUAGGUUUUUGCUUUGUAGAACAGUCGGCAGAAGCUUUGAUUCCUUUUGUUUUUCCUUCGUUUUCGUUUUGACGUCAAGUUUCAACGUCUCGUUUGGUCGUCAUCUUCUUUUUCGUUUGGCCUCCCAAUCUCCCAAGCAGACCGAACCAGAGAUUUCCAACCCAAAUUCAAAGCCUCCUCAAGCUCCAGGUACGAAUACUAAACGACUGAAUGAGUGAAAGUCUUUCAAUUGAAGUUCUGCAGGAGGAAGAACAAGAAAAUCUUCCAUUCAUUCCAGAGAAGUUUCGAUAUAUAUAUUUUUCCUGAAUCUUUUUGUUUGUUUGGAAUUGUUAGUUUGAUUGUUUAUUGUUAAGAAGACAUGGGAGAGAGGAAAGUGUUGAACAAGUACUACCCGGCGGAUUUUGAUCCGGCAAAGAUACGAAGACAAUCUAAGAAACAACAGAUUAAGGUUCGGAUGAUGCUUCCCAUGAGCAUUCGAUGCAACACCUGUGGUAAUUAUAUCUGUAAAGGGACCAAGUUCAAUUCGUGUAAAGAAAACGUCAUUGGUGAGACAUAUUUAGGAAGAAUUCAGAUAUCUAGAUUUUAUGUAAAGUGUACCAAGUGUUCGGUCGAAAUUACAAUAAAAACAGAUCCGCAAAACUCGGAUUACAUUGUUGAAACUGGUGCAACGCCAAAUUUUGACCAAUGGUAUGGAGAGGAUGAGGGAGUAGAGAAUAAGAAACGCAAAAGGGAUAAUAAAGAGAUGGGAGAUGGAAUGAGAUCUUUGGAGAAUAGAACUUUGGAAUCAAAAAGAGAGAUGGACAUCAUCGGUGCAUUGGACGAACUAAAGUCCAUGAAGUCAAGACACGCAGUUAUUAGUGUGGAUGCAAUGCUUGAGGCCCUGAACAAGGAGGAAAAGCAAAAGAAGUUGGAAGAAGAGGAUGAAGCUCUUAUUAUAGUUCGGAGAUCCAAAGUUGUCCGAAGGAUUGAUGAUAAAGAUUUUAGUGAUGAUGAGGAUUUCAGAGACAAUGGGAAAACAUCUAAAGUUUCUGAAUAUGUGCCUGGGACAAAAACCAACGUUGUUAAUAGCUCUAACAUCAAAGGAGCACCUAGCAGUAUUGGUAAAUUUAUUUUUAAGUUUAAAAGUAAUGGGUUGCAGUUGCUAUGUCAACAUUAAGACUAGUAGUUGUAUUUAAUCUAGAGAUUUAAUUAAUUUUGGUACCUAAUAAAUUGUGUGUAAAUUGUGGUUUUUUG
Ilex paraguariensis (yerba mate) is the source of this 1261-nucleotide messenger RNA. The record is from the annotation of a GenBank genome assembly. Lineage: Eukaryota; Viridiplantae; Streptophyta; Magnoliopsida; Aquifoliales; Aquifoliaceae.